Messenger RNA from Portunus trituberculatus (swimming crab), 3035 nucleotides. RefSeq names its product WD repeat-containing protein 75-like. Lineage: Eukaryota; Metazoa; Arthropoda; Malacostraca; Decapoda; Portunidae. Gene Ontology annotation, molecular function: protein binding; RNA binding. The record is from RefSeq and is a predicted model, not a curated record. Gene Ontology annotation, biological process: positive regulation of transcription by RNA polymerase I; positive regulation of rRNA processing. Gene Ontology annotation, cellular component: nucleolus.
ACCCUGAUUUAGGUAUGUAAACACCAGUACAUGCUACACUACACAUACUAAUACAAAUACACGUGCACCAUGGGCGAGGCAACGCGAAAGGCCGCCCUGGACCAGCCUUUGGCCAUACAGGCAGUGCAGAAGGACUGGGGUCCUAUUGUUCGCUACAAGCCAGCGGUGUCCCUCAAUUCCAGAUUCGUGGCCACAGCUUCAGGACGUUCUGUCAAGGUCUUUAGCACUGCCAGUGGAAAGCUUCUGCAGGAACACUUCCAUCAUGACUGCAAGGUAGUGGGAGUCCAGAGGGCAUCAUUGAAGGAGGAUGAGUUUGUGUCAUGUGAUGAGGAAGGGACAAUGUGCUUCUGGUCCAUCCAAUCAACAGAGGCACAGAAAAUCAAUCUUGGGACAUCAUCACACCGCCAGUCCAAGGUGGUGUCCUUUAUCCUAUUCGGGGAGGACCAGCAGCUUCUGGUGUUGGUGAACAACAAGGGCUUCAAGGUGGGCCACUUGCUAUACUUUACUGCACCGUACUCCAGCAAACCACCAGUCUUCUUGGCCAAAGAUGCAGAGCUGGGUGUGAACAAGCUGGCGGUGUCUGGCACAGGGGAGCAUAUUGCCUUCAUCUCUCACCAUGGGCUUAUCGUCCUCACAGGAAGUGCCAAGUCAGGGAAAGAAAGAGCGCGCAUUAAGCACAUGGUUGGCGAGCGGCCCCUGACUUGCCUUGCCUUCCACCCGAGCCAGGCCAUCAUAGCCUCUGGGGACAUGAGUGGCCGCAUCAUCCUCUGGUACAACAUCACCAGCACUCGGCCUGUCCGCCGGGAGCUUCAUUGGCAUGAAAUGCCUGUUGCUGACCUAAGCUUCUCUGCAUUGGGUAGUGAACUGUACAGCGGUGGGUCAGAAAACGUCCUGGUCAAAUGGCAGCUCACCUCCCAAAGGAAAUACUUCUUGCCGCGCCUUGGCCUGCCCAUGAGGUUCAUCACCACCGACCUAAAGAACAACCUCAUCAUCACAGCUCACCUGGACAAUGCCUUGUCUGUCAUCUCUGCAAGAGACUUUAAGAGACAAGGCAUCAUCCAGGGCUCUAUGAACACAGAGAGUGAGAAUUCCUUCCCAGCCGGCCUCACCUAUGAUCCUCACACCCGUUCCCUCCUCCUCAAUGGCAGGACAGGUCAUGUGCAGUUCUAUGACCCACACCACAGCCACCAGCUUCACCAUCUAGACAUAACACUGAGCAACUACUACAGUCAGGAGCGACACCAGGAGAUUCAGAACACAGAGGUAGAGCAUGUGGCCAUAUCGAAAGAUGGGCUAAGGCUGGCUACAGCAGAGUUCAGGCAGGACCUCGAGGCAUCUGUUGAAAUACGUCUCAAGUUCUGGCACUUCAAGGAGGAGGACCAGUGCUGGUACCUGAACACCUCAGUUGACCUACCCCACCAGAAGCGCAUCAAUGCCAUUACCUUCCAGCCCACCCCAGCACCAGGACAACUCGCUCCACUGUGUGUUUCAUGUGGAGGAGAUGGCAAGUUCAAGAUCUGGGAGGAGGAAGAUUCUUCAGAUAUCUAUGGGACCAAGAGUGUGUGGAUAAGCACUGGUGUUGGGUUCUACCGCCACCUACCAGCCACCACUGUCAAGAUCUCCCCUGACGGCUCCCUCCUGGCUGCUGGGUUUGAUAACAUCCUCACUAUCUGGAUCCCUCAGUCAUGUCAGCUUAAGGGCACCCUCUCCCAGCCAUACCUCGCUGAGCCAUUACAACAGGUGGAGUUUGGAAACAGUGAGGGGUGCUGGUCGGUGGCAGUGACACGCACUCACCACUGGGUGUGUGCUUGGGAUCUGUUUACCUGUACACUGGUGUGGAGAGUCAGUGUAACGACCUCCUGCAUGGCCAUUGACCCUUUGUCUUCCUACAUGGCUGUCUUCUCUGAGGAAGGUUCAGUGUAUGUGUUUGAGCCACAGAACAGUGAACUGGUGGCUUAUCAGCAGUUCAUCAGUAAGUCCCGCCCCACUUCAGCUGUCUUCGUUCCCCGCAUCAAGGCCUCGGACUCAUGUGCUGUGUGGAAUGAGAAGAGCUCCCUCAUGUACAUCACUGAGGAUCAGACCCUGCAGGCAGUGGAGGUAGUUGCAGAUAUUGAAUCAGCCAGUGACAAGAUAGCUGGGCGAGUGAGGCAGUUGGUCCACCACUCUGAGGCUGGUGUUGCUCCCACCCCUUUUGCUGCCCUUAUAGCCAAGAGCCGAACAGCCCUCACCCCUGAAGAGAAGGUUGGGCAGGUGGGCACAGCAGCUCACGGGAUCCAGGUGCAGAAAUCAGCAGCUCUUCUUCAGCAGGUGCUGAGUGAGGCUCGGGUGUACCAUCUGGACUCUUUUGCUGCUCUCACCACCGAGUUCUGCAAGAUGGUGAUUCCUGAGGCCGUGACCAGUGAGGGGAAACAGACCCAGAUGGAGAUGGAAACACAGCUGAAGGAAAAGGCAAGCUUUGAUAAAAAGAAAAAGAAAAAGCUGAUGAAGGAGAGAAAGAAAGACCUCAAAAGAGUAACAGAGAGUGACUUCAGUGACCUCAUGAAAGCACUGGCCUUGUGACCUCAGCAUGUUAGUCACGAAGCUCCUCAGAGCUAUUGUUUAUUUUUAGAGAGGAGAGAAGUUGUUAUGUAUAUGAGUGCUCUUUUAUAUGUUGUUAGUAAAGACAUGAUAAGAAAUUAACCUUAAGUAUUAUAUUAUGUUGUGUUUGCUGUUGUCAUUCUUUAAACUAGUAUGGCUUCUACUCACACAUAAUAAAGUGUUAUGGGGAAAGUUUAUUUAAGGAUACAGUUUUGAAAAAUAUCACAAUCCUAUUUUGAAACAUUUCUGCACCACUCUCCACAAUAUUCAGAAGGUUUUGUUUGAAAUUACAAAGGUGUUUAAGGAUAUUUUGAUUUAUAGUGAUAAAUUUAUAUAACAUUUCUACAUUAUUAGCUGAAGAAACACUCUUGAGAAUCUGGCUAAUCAUCUCUGUAGCCUUUGAAAAAAGUGGUGGUGAAAGAGCAUAGCGUUUUUUAAUAAAGACCCUGAUUUACUGA